AUGUAUGUGGCUUUGGCUCGUGCCCGUUUUGGUGUUGAGGCGCCUCCUUGGAAGGUGCAGCACAAACAAGACAUCGGACGAUUCUACGGUGACUGGUCUCGUGUAUUUCCAUACAUCUUCUUGAAGGGUUUUGUCAGGCGCUGGCAAAUCACCUUCAAACAUAUGUGGUCCGAUCCUGUUGAGUGCCGCAGAGUGCAGAUCGCGGAGUUCCGUUUGUCUGAACACGGUGGCGAUGGUCAGUGGAGGGUGCUCCGAGAUGCAUGGCCAGACUUUGCUUGUAGGCACGGUAUCCAGAAGUCCCCAGGGCAGAUUGAAUCCAUGGUGGCUGUAUUCAUGUGUUGCAGUACUGCUCCGAAUUACUUCGCAUCUUUCAUUUGA
Prorocentrum cordatum is the source of this 378-nucleotide messenger RNA. NCBI's taxonomy places the organism in Eukaryota, Dinophyceae, Prorocentrales, Prorocentraceae. The record is from the annotation of a GenBank genome assembly.